Molecule: messenger RNA, 680 nt
Organism: Paramecium sonneborni
Lineage: Eukaryota; Ciliophora; Oligohymenophorea; Peniculida; Parameciidae
Source: the annotation of a GenBank genome assembly
AUGAUUAUUAUUGAUUUUUUGUAUAUUCUAGGAAUCUGCUGUGCAACAGUAGCUGAGUGCUUGUUUGAAUAAUAAAACGACUAUGAGUUGUAUUCUAUGAUUGCUUCAUUGCCGAUAUUGUGCAUCUGGUGCGUAUUGAGGAUUAAAUAUAGAAGAGAAAAAAAUGAUCAAAUUUCUAUGCUUGUACUACUUAUAGUAGCCAACACAUUAAGAACUGUUGCAAACAAACAUUUAAGUGAAAUGUAUUAUCCAUUAUUCCCAAAAGGUUGCUUUAUAUCAUUCCACUAUAGAAUCAUAAACAUCCAAAAAAGGUGUUUUUAUGUCUACCUUUUGCAGGAGUAGUUGCAGGUGUAAAGUUAGAAUUUAAUUAUGAUAAUACAUUGAUAGCAGUCUGCAUUGUAUUAUUAGUAUGGUUAUCGAAUGGUAGUACCAUAAAGAAAACGACAAAGAUCUCUAAGAAUCAAAGCUAUUCAAAAACUUGGAACAACCCAUCAGAUAGUUUGAUUAUAAGCCAUAAUGAUUAAUUUCAUUUAAUAGUAACUAAUAAAGGAAAGAUGAUAUCUGGGAAUGAAGAUAUUAAAAGUUGCUAGGCGUUGAUGAUCCAAUAAUAAUUUAAUAGAUAAUUAAUGAAAUAAUCAUUUUAAAAGUCGAUAAACAAAUAAAAGAAAGAAAAAUGUUGA